Molecule: messenger RNA, 5148 nt
Organism: Ceratina calcarata
Lineage: Eukaryota; Metazoa; Arthropoda; Insecta; Hymenoptera; Apidae
Gene: Bsg25D
Product: blastoderm-specific gene 25D
Exons: 13
Coding region: 567-4055 (1162 amino acids)
Biological process (GO): microtubule anchoring at centrosome
Cellular component (GO): centrosome
Molecular function (GO): calcium ion binding
Source: RefSeq, a predicted model, not a curated record
ACUAAGUGGGUUGGGAAUCGUUUUGGGUAACUGUACAUAUCCUGUGUUUAUAAAACAACCGUGAUUAUUGUAAACAAAUUUUAAACGAAGCUUGCAUUCAAAAAAGCAUUAAGUCUACAUUAAGUGAUAAAUAAUAAAUUGUAAAAUAACAGAACAGAAUGAUGUUAAAUUAAAUAAUCUACAGUCCAGUUUAAUACGUCCGGAGACACAGUUAUAAGCUUCAAUAGAUCAAGAUCAGAGGAUAUGUUUACGUUAUUAAUCUUUACGAAAAAUAAAUAUUAAAUCUGCUCCCUAUCGUUUGUUAUUAUGAUUUAACCUAUAAUUGUAGUACGUCCAUAAAUCUGUAUAUAUACAACCACGAGAUUUACUAUAAUACGUGAGCAUUCCUCAAUCCUCGUAUGCAUGUGUACUCGUGAAAGUUUAGUGGUAUAUACGUUAUCAUUUUGAAAUUCGGUCUUUCAAUCCUGUGCAAGAGACAGAUAUGAUAACUAGCAUUUUCUCACAAUCACACAUUUAUGCAUCCAUUAUACUUCAUCAAAUAUAAAUAAGGAGAAUAAGAGAAUGCCAUGGAUGAACACAACAAUGAUCCUUAUGAACAACAGCUUUAUGCUGUGUUCCAAAGUUGUUUAAUGAAGGGAGAAACUGAACUGCGGAACGACGACUGGCUUAACUUGUGUCGCAAGCUACAUCUGACAGAGUAUAGUGAAGAGUUGAAGUCGUGCAUUCAACAGCAUGCACAGGAGAAACAGUCUAUCUCAUUCCAAGAAUUUAGAACAGCUUUGUUAACGUUAUUAGGCAAGACCCAAGGAUCUGUUACGAGUACGCAGGAGGAUGCCAUAACAGAGUUACAAAACGAUAUCAGUCCGAGCAUCAUAGAUAGAAAAUGCGAUACGUUAGUACCUAAUAACUCCAGUUCCAAUGUAGAUUUUGUAAACAUAAAAACAGGUAUAGUGGUAGAUGAAAGUAGACUGAAGUGUUUGUGGGAGAAAAUAAAUCCGUAUUUAAAGGAAAAUAUAGACUCUGCGACGAUGGUUUUUAUAUCUAAUUGUUUAGGUAUCCCAGCUCUUCCAAAACAGAUCACUCAAUCGAUCUUCGAAAAAUUAGAUAAAAAUUGUGAUGGGCUAAUCAGCCUGGAGGAGUUUCUUGUUAUAUUCCAAAAUGAAACGAUGGAAGAUCAGUUAACGUUAGAUAGGCAUAAUGAGUUUAUGAGUCAGUUAACUAAAUUAGAUUCUAAGAAACGUAACUUCGAUGUACAUACCUCUCGCAAAUCUAGUUUCACGAGGAACAACGCUUUUCUGGAUACAUGCAAACUUUCUAAAAUAACGAACACAUCUUUGUUAAUCGAUGGAACUCUUAAAACUUCGGAAAUUUCCUUGGCUGAUCUGACAAUUACUUUAUGCGAUGAAUUAAAGAACUUUAAUCAUUCGUUAGAUCAGUCUACGAUUAGAUCGCACAUAAUGUUACGCGACGUUCUCAUGCUGUAUCAAGAAGAAUUACAUAAUUUAAACCUGUUAAUAGAAAAUUUGAAGGGGGAGAAAGAAAAAUUGCGUACUGAUAUUGUAGAAGCUAACGAACGCGCGAACACUCUGGCUCAAGAGAUUGAAGAACAACAAGCUCGACAAGAGAAAAUUGUACAGAAUGUACGGAAACAGGUCGAACAGCGUCACAGUGAAAUGAUACAAGAUCUGUCGAAUCAGUUAAAUUCUGAACGCGAGACGAAUGCUACUGCUUUGAAAUCGAAGGACGAUAAAAUUCAAUUGUUGCAAAAAGAAAAUCAAGAAAUUAGAAAUAAGUUUAUAACUACGUUGCAGGAGUAUCAAGUUUUAGAGUCAGAAAACGAGGUCCUUUGUAGCCAAAUCGAGAAACUGAAGCAAUCGAAUAACGAACUGAUAACUCAAAUCAAAAUGUUAGCAGCAGAACACGAUGAGUCUGAAAAUGUAGAAUCGAAUCAUCAACAAGAGAUUGUAUUUUUGGUGGAGCGUAUUAAACGGUUGCAAUCCGAAGCCGUUCUUCUACGGGACCAAAACGACGAGCUCACAGCUGAAUUAGAGAGCUUGAAAUUGCACGAUUCCUAUACUAAAGACACGAGAGAACUCGAAUUUUCUAGCGGUCGUACGGCGAGUCAUACCACAAGCGUACAAUCUAAUGAGAUUGAAAAUGGAGAAUCGUUUAUAGUUGAAGAAGAAGACGAUUUAGAUGUAGUUUUAAAACAUUCCACGUCUUUGCCUUACAAUACCAACGAAGAGGACAGUGAAGAAAAUUGCAGAACAGCGAAUUUAAAACAAUUCAAAGACAUGGUGAUGAAACAGUUAAAAAAUAUUUUAACAUACAGCAAUAAAUGUACUUCGGAGAGUUGCGUGUUUAAAAUGGAAAUAUCGGGGAUGCUCACGCGGUUGCAGCUGAGUCUCAGAAGCUUGAAAGAAGUGGAUUUUGUGAAAAGUAUUGCGUCCGAAAUGGAGGCAGAGUGUGAGGAACGAACAAGCGAGUCUUUAAGGGAUUUCGUUGUUUCGAAGCAUAAGAAUUCCGUUUCUACUAAACGAGGAACAGUAGCGUCCAUUAGCAACGAUACUAACAGCGAUGUAGAUAAUUUUAGUAAUCAAGAUGCAAAAACUUCGUCGCCGAAUAAAGUCUCAAGUCUUCGAGAUUAUCCCCCCCGUAAAGAAGAGCAUACGAGUAUCGAUUGGAAAUCAAAUAAAGAAAAAGACACCUCGGUUCUGCAUUACGCAAAAUCGCCUAACGAAACUAAUGCGAUGAGCAAUUUGAAUUUGUCAACCGCCGACUCGUCCGAAGACGUUUUUCUAAGCUCGAAGUUGAAGGAUCUCGAGGCAACUCACGCGGCGGAGAAGAAACAAUUGAUUGAACAAUGCGCCGAAUUGGAAAGAAGUCUCGAAUUGUUGAAAAUAGAGUACGAGGAAUGCGAGGAUUAUUGGACCGCUAAGUUAGAGGAGGAGAGACAACUUUUUGAACAAGAACAGAAGAUCAGCGACGAGAAGUUCUCAGAACUAAUUACUAAAAUGGCAGAGUAUGAGGAGUUAUUUAGCCCUGUGGACAAGAUAAAGAAUGGGGGACGCUUGUCUCCGAUCGAAGAAAAGUUUAAUUUGGAACAACAAUAUUUGGAUCUCGAAGAGGAAUUUGAAAAAUGUAAAUUGGAAAUGAGAGAAGAGAUCUGUCAGAAGGAUAAAGAGAUAAAAGACCUGGAAGAUAAAAUUAAGAAGCUAGAACGGCCAUUAACGUCUGAUUCAUGUGUACAAGUUACAGACGAGUUUAAUUUUUCGUCCCUGUUAACACAAUCGAAUAUGGAUAAUUCGAUUAACUGCCAACCGUCCAGCGAAUCAGUUUCAAAGUUAACUCAAUGUAACGAUAGUAUACGAAAACUGCCUCAAGAAUACAAGUUUGAUAGAAUCCUCGAGUCUUCGAAUAUGUCUGACGGUUUGAUGCCACGACUGACUGCAGACGACGUAGACAGCCGUAAAUGCGAUAUAUGUGAGAUGCAUGCGCAACAUUCAGAGAAGAACGUGAAUAACGAUAAUACAGGCAAAGUGGAACCUCAGUGGAACACGACGGAUAUUAAUGGAAAACUCAUGCACGAGAAAAGUAUUCACAACGGAGACUAUGAUUUCGUGCAAAACACGUUCAAGUUACAGAACUUAAGAGCUAUUAACUGUCAAUGUGUGAGGAACGACGCCCAAGUUUGCUGUAUAAAUAUUAAUAUAUUGCAUCACUUGAACAUGAAACUCCAGGCGCAGGAACGAAAGAAACAGGAAUUACAGAAAUUGUUCAAACAACAACGGUAUCACACUGAACACGUUUUGCAACAUAUACUGUCUCAGCACCAAGCAGAGAUCUUGGAAUUACAAUGUCUUCUUCGUAACACUCAAAAGAGGCUUCAAUUGGAGUAUCAGGCAAACGUGGUCAAGGCCGAGCAACUGGCGCGAACUGACAUCCUAGUAAAAGACUUGUACAUAGAAAAUGCUUGCUUAACAGCUAAUUUGAAACGUUUACAACAGAAUUAUCACAUGUUAACAGGGGUGAACGCCGAAUCAACUUCAAUAUGAUAUUAUAAUCAAUUGUUAUCAACAUAUAGAAAGCUCAGCUUUAUUAGUAAGAUAUUAGUAAUGAUAUUACUAAUUUUCUAACGUUAGUGCACGGGCUAGAGAGAGAUAUAUAUAUAUAAUUUAUCUUCAUUGUUAAUUGUAAUAUAUACUCUGCUCUAUUCUUUCUUUUUAAUUUUUAGAAUUUAAAAAAAAAGAAUAAACGAAAUUGUUUUUCUAAUAAUGUUAAUAUGAAAUCGCAAAGUCCUGAGGAAGCUGAGAAAGUAAUAGACGAACUUUAUUAUACCUUAAACAUGCGACUUCUGUGUCAUGGAAUUGGAUAUAUGUACAGAGAUACUGAAUGCACGAUUAGGAAAAUAAUUAUACGCAUUAGGAUGUUUUAGGCUCGAAUAAAAAAUUGUAAUUUACAUUUUGGUUGAAGGAUAACGUUGUAUUAAAAGAAGGAAUCACCUGUUAAUCAUUAAGAUCGUUGAAGUUAAUUAGAGAUUUUCACUUACGUAUAAGCAAACAGUAUUUAUUGCCAGGUUCGAAUGUUUCUACUGUGGAACGAGGAUUCGAGCAUUCAUAAAUGAACUUUUUCCUUUUGUAAUUUGUAAACUACUAUUACGAAUGUAUUCUAUUCUAUACAUAUGUAUAUCUCAGUGGAAGAAUGUGUAUAUCUUUCGCGCGAUGGAAAAAGAGGAGUGUAAUUAUGAAUCAUACUAAAAAGUUAACAUAGUUAAGUACAAAAAUCAUGUUAGUAUUACGUUCGAAUUAAUGUUGGUAAUGUUGUUCUACGGGAAUGAUUAUGUUUAGUAUUGUUUGCUUAUGUUCUUUAGCAAAUGCCAAAGAUAGGGAGUUUUUUAUUAAUAAGCAUGAAUCAUUGCUGAGUAAUUGUUUCAGCGUUUGUUACGUAUAACUUAAUCUGUUCUUGGAUGAAAUUGUUCAUAUUUAAUGAAGAUUCAAUCAAAUCAAUUUGCUCUUUUGAUACAACUGUUUAAACCAAGAAUGAUACUUGUACCAAACGAAUCUAUUUAUUGCAAAUGUAAUACGAAAUGAUAUUGUAAUACUGUUUUUCUUUAUAUUAAAGUGAAAUACAAUCAUUUCUUUUCUAUUA